CAACGGUGUCAUUGGCUGAGGUAUUUUUUCCUGUUUCGCGAUCCGCGGUCGGUCUGUUCCGCAGUUGCACCCGGAAUCCAGUAUUUAACCCGGAAAAUUCGCCUCCCAGGGAGCGUACUUGCCGGACACUUGCCAUGGCCAGCCUGGAGCGUCACACGCCCAAAACGGUUACACCCGUGGCGCGGCAGCCCAGCCUGGACGACAUGAAUCUGGACCAGUUCCUGAAGAUCUCGAACUACGAGGACACCGUCAAGCAGCUGGACAUUUACUACGGAAUUGUCAAGCGGCAGCUGUUGCAGUUCCAGAGUCCAAUUACGGGCCUUUUCCCGGUGCUGAGCACGGACAAGGAGGUCGGAAGCAUCCGGGACAGUGUUUACUGUGCGGCCUCGAUUUGGAGCUUGUACCAGGCUUACAGACGCAUUGACGAUGACCGCGGCAAGUCGUACGAGCUGGGCCAGUCCGCGGUCAAGUGCAUGCGCGGAAUUCUCGAGUGCUGGAUCAAACAGGCCCACCGCGUCGAAAAGUUCAAGUCGCGCCAGUGCGCCGUCAACGCGCUGCACUGCAAGUUCCACCUGCACACGGGCGAGGAAAUCUACGCGGACGAAAAGUACAACCACCUGCAGAUCGACGUGGUGUCCAUCUACCUCAUCUUUCUGGUGCAGAUGAUUUCCUCGGGGCUGCAGAUCAUCUACACCCAGGACGAGGUCGCGUUCGUGCAGAACCUGGUGUACUACGUGGAGCGUGCCUACCGAACGCCCGAUUACGGGAUGUGGGAGCGCGGUUCGAAGUACAACGACGGCACGCCGGAGAUUCACGCCUCGUCGAUCGGGAUGGCCAAGUCGGCGCUGGAGGCGAUUAAUGGGUGUAAUUUGUUUGGGGAGAAGGGCGCUUCGUGGAGUGUGGUUUAUGUGGAUAUUGACGCGCACAACCGCAAUCGGAGCAUCUUUGAAACCAUGCUACCUCGUGAGUCUAGCUCGAAGGGAGUGGAUAGUUCGCUGAUUCCGACGCUGUCGUUUCCGGCCUUUGCCUCGCACGAGGAGCGGCUGGUUGAUUUGAGCAAGAACAAUGUGGUGGUGAGGCUGAAGGGCAAGAAGGGCUUCAAGCGGUUCAGCCGGGAUGGGUAUUUGUCGCGGUUGGAGGACAAGACGCGCCGGUACUACCACAAGGGUGAGAUCAAGGACUUUGAGGGGUACGAGUGCGAGUGGCCCAUGUUCUACACGUACAUGAUCAUCGACGGGGUGUUCAAGAACAACCUGGAGCAGAUCGAGGAGUACCAGAUGGAGCUGAGGAAGUGCAUGUACUCGGACAAUAAUGGAGACCCGGUGGUCUCGAUGUGCUACGCCCCGGACAGUGACGGCAUGUACACCCGGGCGCCCUCCCAAUCGCUGUUCCUGUGGGGCCAGUCCGUGUUCAUCAUUGCCCAGCUCCUGACGGCCGGUCUGCUGCACAUCAACGAGCUGGACCCGAUCCGUCGCUAUCUGCCGUCCUACAACCGGCCCCGCAAGGGUGGCCGCUACUCGGCGUUCCAGGCUAAGCCGGGAAUACGUACCAAAAUUGGAAGUGCCCUAGCCGUAAUGCAUCACCAGCUGUUGCCAGCGUCGCCCGCCAAGGUUCCCGUCGCGGACAGCAACGGGAACGCGGGCGACGGCGACGACAGCAAGGACACGGACCAGGACCAGCGGUCCGAAGCGUCGGAACCGCCGCCGGAGAAGACUGGCACAGCAACCGACCUGGUCGUCCAGAUUGUGCUGAUUGCGGAAUCGAUGCGUCUGCAGGCCAUGAUGGCCACCUACGGCAUCCAGACGCAGACACCGCACGAGGUUGAACCGGUUCAGAUUUGGUCCUCGACGCAGCUGAUCAACGUGUACCAGCAGCUGGGAGUGAACGACAAGAUCGGGCUGACCGGGCGGCCGCCGCGUCCCGUCGGUUCGCUGGGCACCAGUAAGGUUUAUCGAAUCUGCGGCAUGACGGUUCUCUGCUACCCGCUGAUCUUCGAAGUGUCCGAUUUCUACCUCUACCGCGAUAUGGCCUUGCUGAUCGACGACAUCAAGACGGAGCUGCAGUUUGUGGGCAAGUACUGGCGCCUGUCGGGACGUCCGACGGUGUGUCUGCUGAUCCGCGAGGAGCACAUGCGUGAUCCUCAGUUCAAGGAGAUGAUCGACCUGUUGGCCAUGCUCAAGAAGGGCUAUUGCGAUGGCAUGAAGGUCCGCAUCGGUCGGCUGCAGAAUCUGAUUUCGAGCUCUUGCAUUGAACAUCUGGACUUUAUGUCCCAGUCGGACCUGCCCGAUACGAACGAAUCUUCGUUUGCGCAGAUCCAUCACGAUUACAUCGGCUAUCAGAGCUUGACGGAUGUUCCGAGGGCGCAGUCGUACCGCGAGAAGAAGAUCUCGGCUGCUGAGUACCAGAACAUGCCAACUGUCGACAUUAUCGACGGUCUGCGUAAUACGGAAUCGAUCUUCUUGAAGUGUCAACUGCUCGGCUUCAUUCUUCACCGCGAGGGAGCAAACUACGAAAUCAACGGCGAUUCAGUGCACACCCUCCUGACCGAUCUGUACUAUCGUGCCGGAACGCUGCGCUACUGGCGAGCGGUCCGCUACUGCAGCUCUCUUCUCCGACACAUUGUCGACUCGAUCUCGCCGUUCAUCACAACGGUGCUGGUCAACGGCAAACAGAUCACGGUCGGUGUCAUCGGGCAGCGCGAAACUGUCUUCGACAAGCCGAUGACUCCGUCCGAGAUCCAGAACGUAAUGUAUUCAACUGUACAACCGUACGACGUGAUCUACGCCGUACUGCAGCAAGAAGUGGUGCUCUACUGCGGCCGACUGAUCGCUACCAACCCGGACAUUUUCAAGGGUAUCCUCAAGAUCCGUGUCGGCUGGGUGCUAGAAGCUAUGCGGCUGUACCUCAACAUGACCGGCGAUGAAGGCGCCGACAUCGAGAACCUCUCGCCGUUCCAAAUCCGCAAGCUGCUCCAGCGGGUCGUCACCGUUAGCCAGUGGGCCCAAGAAGAUCAUUUCAGCGCCCUGCAGCGUCGCCAGCUCGAGGGUUGCCUCUUCCGAGUUCCUCCCACCUUCUACAACCACGUCUGGGACGUCCUGGAGCGAACCCCGCUAGGCAUAACCGUCCAGGGCCACAACCUACCAGCGACGACCACGCUCACCAACAAGAGCCGCAGCGAGUUCUCGUUCGCGCUCCAAGUCGAAGAGAUGCUGAACAAGAUCGUCCAACCCGAACGCCGCCAGAUCGCCGUCGAACUGCUCUGCAUCGUGGCGACCAUCCUGCGCCGCAACCCGGAACUGCGCUUCAACCAGAUCCUCGAUCUGGACCUCCUGCUCGAGGACUCCUUCUCGAUGUACUGCAAGGACAACAACCUGCAGCCGACGAAGGACAUUGCACCGCUGUUUUCGCUGUCGCAAACGACGACCACCGGCUAUCUGGCCCGGGCCGCGGUCAACAGCGUGCUGCAGCGGUGCGCCCUGUCCACCGAGGACUUUGCCGAGGACGUGGAGGACCACUGCCGGGUGCAGUGAGAAGGGGUUUUUUUCGUUCUUUCUUGGUGCUUAGGAUAGUUUGUGUUUUUUUAGUAAGAUAAAAGUUUAGAUUUUAUAUUACAGUUUUUUUUUACAUCAGUUGCGCGCAGCUCGAAGGUUCAGUUUUACUGGUUUCGCUAAAAAUAUUACGUUUCCAAAGAUUUGCAUGCAGAUGCUUUUUAAACAUGUUUUGGCCAUUGAAAAGUUUAACAAUUUGAGCUUCGAAAGCUUUUUUUAUAUAUCAAACAAACAAAAACUUACUACAGCAUUAGGACCGUGACAUAGAAUAGCUUAUGUGUAGUUGUUUGUAGGUUUACAAAAUAAAAUAAAACAAUUAACAAGUUAUGUAUUGAA
Messenger RNA from Culex pipiens pallens (northern house mosquito), 3884 nucleotides. RefSeq names its product probable phosphorylase b kinase regulatory subunit beta. The transcript has 14 exons. Gene Ontology annotation, biological process: glycogen metabolic process. Bases 135 to 3530 code for a protein of 1131 amino acids. Gene Ontology annotation, molecular function: calmodulin binding. The record is from RefSeq and is a predicted model, not a curated record. Gene Ontology annotation, cellular component: phosphorylase kinase complex. Lineage: Eukaryota; Metazoa; Arthropoda; Insecta; Diptera; Culicidae.